Molecule: messenger RNA, 519 nt
Organism: Diplodia corticola
Lineage: Eukaryota; Fungi; Ascomycota; Dothideomycetes; Botryosphaeriales; Botryosphaeriaceae
Product: endoglucanase v-like protein
Exons: 3
Coding region: 1-519 (172 amino acids)
Source: RefSeq, a predicted model, not a curated record
AUGUUCACCAAGUCGCUCGUUUACCUCACUGCCGUACUGGGCGUUGCCAAUGCCGCCAGCUACAAGGCUACCAUGACGGCCUACGGCUCCAGCGACAACAACGGCUCGGGCAACUGCGUCAAGACGGGAGCUUGCGGCUUCUACUUCAACCCCGGCUACUCUGCCGCCGUCUCCCAGAACCUGUACGGCGCGGGACCCGGCGAGGGCGCAGGCCCUGCUUGCGGCAAGUGCUACGCCCUGACGGCCGAGACGGACAGCACCGGCAACACGCUCAGCGGCACCAAGACGGUCGUCGUCCGCGUCGACAACCUUUGCCCUGCGUCGGGAAACAACGUGUGCUCGAUGGGCUCGCUCUCCGACACCAACUCGUACGGGGCCAACGUCAACUUCGACCUGUGCAUCGACUCGGGCGCCAACACGGCUGUGUUUGGCGGCAACGACAUCGGCCUGGCUGUGGGCACCGCCGAGGAGGUCGACUGCUCGCAGUGGAGCGGCACUCAGAUCGGCUCCGGCUGGUAG